AUGAAACGGCUCGUCGCGGUCUUUCUCGUCAUCUGCUGGGUCUGCUUCGAAAUUUACAAUUUAGACGAGGAGGACCUACAAUCCAAGAUCUUCGGGGAAUUCGUCGCUCGCCACAUCAACAAUUUUACUACGUGCGUUUUUUUAUUAGUCCCAAUCAACUACUAAAAUUUUUGAAUGAUUUCUCGCAUUCAUAGAAAUAUUCAAAAAGUACUGUAUGUGGAAUUCCGCCAUUUGGAGUCUGCGUAUUAUCUUUUUUUUUAAAAAAGUGGAAAGCCUUUUAAAAAGCUGUUUGAGUGUCUUUUUUUCCAACUCAUUUUCAACCUUUACCGUAACUGUUAGCAGCAAUAAAUAUUUUUUUAAGACGGUUUAAAUUUAUUUCAAUAAAAAAAGUUGGUUUUUUUGAAUAUUACCCGUUAUGAUAUUGAAGAAAAAAAUGAGCAGUCAAUUACUGUUUAACUUCUUUAGUUUAUAGAACUUAUUUUUUCUUCAUCAAAAUAAAAAAAAUUCCGGAAGUAUGUUAAUUUUUGUCUGGGGAGCAUGCACAAGAAACAUCAUAUUUGACGGGUGCCGUACGUAGCUCUGGAAACGCCAUGUUUUAAUUUUUAACAAGUUUUCUCCCCUUGCAGGAAGAUUAAUGGCGUGAUUGGCGUUCCCGAGCAGUCGACAGGAGGGACCUUCCCUGUUGACGCUCACGUCCACUUCCUCUUCCGAAACGAGCAAUGUUUCAUGGAUAUCUACGCGGAAAUCAACGCGACGACGUGUGAGCUGGUCAGAAGGCCCAACGAAGCUCCGACGGCCGGUCUCAAAACUUUGAUGUCGUGCCCCGGCCUCAGACUCGCAAAAGAUAUCAAUGUCACCGAAUGGGUGGACAACAGCUUCAACUUCACCGAAGGCGAGAUAAGGGACUUCGUGAAUGACAAGGUCUCCGGUCGACUCGACUUCGAAUCUUUCGCCUCACUUCACAAAGUUCGUCCCGGCGGCACUAAGGCAAGUCUUAAGAAACGAAUCUUUUCGUUUUUUUCCCUUUGAUUUUUCAAAGCAUUUUUCGAUUCCGUGAAACUCAAAUCCCACUGAAUGUAUCUUUCCAGCAUUUCUGAUUUAGAUAUGGUAAAGCUCAAGUACCGUCUUUAAACACGGAAUAAUUCAUGAGUUAACAUUUCCAAAGUCCACAGUUUUCCCACGUAGUGAAGAUCUUAAUUCAGACCUUUGUUAUCGAAGGACUUUUUUCAGAAACUUCUGUUCUAUGCAACUUUGCCGUCCGUCCAGUUCGUAAACGGAUUUGUUUCGGUGAAAUCAAUCGAGAUUGGUUGGUUAUUUUUCCCAAUUUUUUUUUUCAAGAAAGUUCUCAAAACGAAUCUUAAUUUUCACUUUCAGUGAUUGGAAAUAGCGAGUCCGACGGGAGACCGACCUCAUCGAAGUGGUAUCUGCUCAAUAUUUUGUCUAUUAUUUUAACUUUGGCGUUCUUCUCCCGCAAGGGAUAUUUACGUUAUCGCAACCGUAUCUUCCAAAGAAUCGCACCAUAA
Messenger RNA from Caenorhabditis auriculariae, 1523 nucleotides. NCBI's taxonomy places the organism in Eukaryota, Metazoa, Nematoda, Chromadorea, Rhabditida, Rhabditidae. The record is from the annotation of a GenBank genome assembly.